AUGGUGAUCUUCAGUGUGUAUGUAGUCAACAAGGCUGGAGGUUUAAUUUACCAGUAUGACAACUAUGUGCCGAGAGCGGAGGCCGAAAAGACGUUUAGUUACCCUUUAGAUUUGGUGCUCAAGCAUCACGAUGAGAAAGUGCUUGUGUCGUUUGGGCAGAGGGACGGAAUCAAAGUGGGCCACGCAGUUCUCUCCAUAAAUGGGAUUGAUGUGAUGGGAAAGAGUACAGCGGAUGGCAAGGACAUUCUGGAAUACUUGAAAAACCCAUCCAAUUAUCCAGUUUCAAUUCGAUUUGGACGGGCCAAACUAAGCUCCAAUGAGAAACUGAUGUUGGCGUCUAUGUUCCAUUCGUUAUUUGCUAUCGGAUCACAGCUGUCUCCAGAGCCUGGAAGUUCAGGGAUUGAGAUGCUGGAAACGGACAUGUUCAAACUCCACUGUUUCCAGACUCUUACAGGAAUAAAAUUCAUAGUGUUGGCAGACCCGCGGCAAGCCGGCAUCGAUGCUCUCCUCAGGAAAAUAUAUGAGAUCUAUGCAGAUUUUGCUCUAAAGAAUCCAUUCUACUCACUCGAGAUGCCCAUCAGAUGUGAACUAUUUGAUCAGAACUUAAAAAGCGCCCUGGAGAUUGCAGAGAAGGCUGGCAACUUUGGAGCUGGGUCAUGAAGCAGAAAAGAAUCGUUUUUUUAGUUAUUGUUCAUUCAUAAAAAAAAAUGCUGUGUCCCAGUGACAAUACAAUGACUACACUGUAUAUACAUCUUGUUUUGUAAAUACUAUUAAACUCAAAUAAUAUUUCAAGUGACACGAUUGUUUGCAAGGUAGCUCAUAAGACCAUUGAAAAUGGUUGACUCUUCAGAGUAGGUUCAUAUCAUUGAGAGGCUGCUUGAGGAGAUAUGUCUCGAACGAAACGUCCAAAGUUGAACAGCAGUAAAUUAUCUGUAAAAAUGAGUGGGACUAGAAAUGAGAACUUGGAAACAUUGGAACUCGGAAAUGAUUAUUUGCCUUGAGGGUGGGGGAUCCACCCCAUUUAACUCGUUCCCUUGUUAAAUUAAUGAUGAGAUACAUAGACAGUGUAACAGUUUUUGGAUACAAGCAUGUUCCAAUUUUUUUUUGCUUAAUUUUACAUGCUGAAAAUAAUGUGAUUUGUAUAAAAUAAAAAAAAUCUAAUACGACAAA
This is a messenger RNA of Hippocampus zosterae (dwarf seahorse), 1170 nucleotides long. RefSeq names its product trafficking protein particle complex subunit 4 (gene trappc4). The record is from RefSeq and is a predicted model, not a curated record. Lineage: Eukaryota; Metazoa; Chordata; Actinopteri; Syngnathiformes; Syngnathidae. Gene Ontology annotation, cellular component: TRAPP complex. Gene Ontology annotation, biological process: endoplasmic reticulum to Golgi vesicle-mediated transport. The transcript has 5 exons. The coding region runs from base 1 to 660 and encodes 219 amino acids.